Messenger RNA from Penicillium olsonii, 1545 nucleotides. NCBI's taxonomy places the organism in Eukaryota, Fungi, Ascomycota, Eurotiomycetes, Eurotiales, Aspergillaceae. The record is from the annotation of a GenBank genome assembly.
AUGGCCGAUUUCCUACUUUUCGAGAGCCCCAUCGGCUACUCGCUGUUCAAGGUCACCCACCAGGGCGACGUUGUCGGCAAUGGACUGAAGGAAGUCCAGGCGGGUAUCAAUGACCUGGCCAAGUUCGGAAAGAUGGUUGAGCUGACCAGCUUCCUUCCCUUCGAGAACAACAAGCAGGCUCUUGGUGAAAUCAACGACGUUUCCGAAGGUGUCGCCUCCGAGCUUUUGAUCUCUUUCCUUGAAUUGAACCUCCCCAAGCCCAACAAGAAGAAGAAGGUGGUCCUCGGUCUGGCCGACAAGGCCCUGGCCGGAAGCGUCAAGUCCGCCUUCUCUUUCGUGGACUGUGAGACCGGUGAUACCAGCGAGGUCGUUCAGGACCUCCUCCGUGGUAUUCGUCUCCACGCCACCAAGCUCCUCAAGCAGCUGCGCGAGGGUGACAUGGACACCGCCCAACUCGGUCUUGGUCACGCCUACUCCCGUGCCAAGGUAAAGUUCUCCGUUCAGCGUGACGACAACCACAUCAUCCAGGCCAUUGCCAUUCUCGACCAACUCGACAAGGCCAUCAACACCUUCUCCAUGCGCGUCCGCGAAUGGUACUCCUGGCACUUCCCCGAGCUCGUCAAGAUUGUCUCCGACAACCAGCGUUACGCCGAGCUCGCCCUGUUCAUCAAGGACAAGAAGAGCCUUUCCGAUGAAAGCCUCCACGACAUUGCCGCCCUCGUUGAGGACGAUGAGGGCGUUGCGCAGAACAUCAUUGAUGCCGCCAAGGUCAGCAUGGGUCAGGAGAUCUCCGACUCUGAUAUGGAGAAUGUCAUCUCCUUCGCCGAGCGUGUUGUCAAGCUCGCUAAGUACCGCAAGUCUCUCUACUCCUACCUGGUCGCCAAGAUGAGCGUUGUGGCCCCUAACCUGGCUGCUCUCAUCGGUGAGGUCGUCGGAGCCCGUCUUAUCUCCCACGCCGGUAGCUUGACCAACCUGUCCAAGUACCCCGCCUCCACCGUCCAGAUCCUCGGUGCCGAGAAGGCUCUCUUCCGUGCCCUGAAGACCAAGGGCAACACCCCCAAGUACGGUCUGCUGUACCACUCUUCCUUCAUUGGCCGCGCCGGCCCCAAGAACAAGGGUAGAAUCUCCCGUUUCCUCGCCAACAAGUGCUCUAUCGCCUCCCGUAUCGAUAACUUCUCAGAGGCCCCCUCCACCAAGUUCGGUGAGGCCCUGAAGAGCCAGGUUGAGGAGCGUCUCGAGUUCUACACCUCCGGCGCUGCCCCCACCAAGAACGAGGUUGCCAUGCGCUCCGCCAUGGACGCCGUCCUCGCUGACCUCGAUGUUGACGCCGACCAGAGCGACGCCGAGAUGGAAGAUGCCGACGCUGCCGAGGCCAAGAAGGAGAAGAAAGAAAAGAAGGAGAAGAAGGAGAAGAAGGAUAAGAGCGAGAAGGCCGACAAGAAGAAGAAGAGAAAGUCCGAUGUUGGUGAGGGCGAGUCCGACAAGAAGAAGAAGCGCAAGCACGACACGGAUGCCGAGCCCACCAAGAAGAAGCAAAAGGCCUAG